Messenger RNA from Brienomyrus brachyistius, 8411 nucleotides. RefSeq names its product trinucleotide repeat-containing gene 6B protein-like. Gene Ontology annotation, cellular component: P-body; nucleoplasm. Gene Ontology annotation, molecular function: nucleic acid binding. The record is from RefSeq and is a predicted model, not a curated record. NCBI's taxonomy places the organism in Eukaryota, Metazoa, Chordata, Actinopteri, Osteoglossiformes, Mormyridae. Gene Ontology annotation, biological process: miRNA-mediated post-transcriptional gene silencing; positive regulation of nuclear-transcribed mRNA poly(A) tail shortening.
CGCGAGCGAGCGAGCGAGAGAGAGAGAGAGCGAGAAGUAAAAUGGCCGACCGUCAACUAACUGACUUUCGAGCGCCUUAGAAAAGCAGUAGAUCGUGAGUGUUUACUCUGCAAGAGCCCGCCGAGACACUAAAUGCCUUCGGAGGGUGUCUCCUGACUGGUUCAGCCGAAGGGCACCGUCGCAGCGCGUCCCAUCCAGCCUCGGAUGCCACCGAAAGCAGGAAUCCGCACAGAAGCACUUUAUUUCACAUGUAAUUCCUGAGAGAGGAGCUUCAGGAAAGGGAACAGCAGUUCAUGGAAGACAAGAAAAGGAAGAAAGAAGAAAAACGUAAAAGGGAAGCAUCCCAGAAGGUUGCAGAACAAAAAAACAAAGUGCCAGAAUUGACCAAGCCAACGUCCCCUCAGUGUCUGGCCACCCCCAGCUCUGUGUCCCCCAACCCUGGCCCCCCUCCCUCACCAUCCCCCUCCCAGGCCACCGCUCCCGCCGGCGGCCUCGCCCAGGGUGGCAACAAUGCCAAGCGGGCAGCGGUGGCCAACGGGCAGCCUCCUUCCGGCGCCCAGCCCCCCCAGCGCUACAUGUCCCGAGAAGUGCCCCCCCGAUUCCGCUGCCAGCAGGACCACAAAGUGCUACUGAAGCGGGGCCAGCCGCCGCUGUCCUGCAUGCUGCUGGGGGGGGGCAACGGCAAUGGAGCCAGCUCCCCCCCCUCACAGGGAGACGGCCCAAAUGCAACGGCUGCUGGAGCCACAGAUCCCAGUCUUGGAUCUCUGGGUCCAGCAGUUCCUUCACCCCCCCACUCUUCUUCCUCCUCCUCCUCCUCCUCAUCAUCAGUCGCUGCUUCUUGUACUACGAAUUAUGCAAAUUCCACUUCGGGGGUGAGCUCGGGAAGCCAGCCCCCGUCUCAGGGCUGUGAGAAGGUGAUUUUUGACGGGUCUGACCUGGAGGAGUGGCCCAGCAUUGUGGGCGGGGCCGGGGGGGACAGCAUGGGUGCGGGGGGGGCGGAGACCGGCGGUGCCUCAUGGAGUGACAGACACCCCCAGCAGCAGAAGGGAGUGGGUGUGAAUGUGGGGGCCGGGAAGGCUGGUGCCACGGGUAGCUCCUCCCCUCCAUCCUCCACUUCCUUUUCGCCCAACGAAUGUACGCAGCCCGGGGGUGUCGCAUGGGGGUCGGCACCCCCCAAAUCCAAAGCCACUCCUUUCCCUGGGCCCUCAGAGGGUGCGCUUGGGGCCAGUGGUGGGAUUCCCGGUGCCAACUUCAACCCCAGUGCCAACCCAUCUGCCUGGCCUGCUUUGGUGCCCGAAGACACGGCCGGCACAGAGGGGGCGCCUGCGGCGGAGGGCAAUCAGGCCUCCCUCCAGCCUCCCCCUUCCCCGUCUGCCAGCCCCGCCCUCGCCAAUCCGGCCAGCCACCCACGUGAUGUGCAAAACAGGGACAGAGAUCCCCUCCCCGGGGAGUGGGGGGGUGCAGCUUCGGAUCCAAGAGUAGGACCAAAAACGGCAGGGGACGUGGACAGUGGAGUUGCGGUCGGGGAAGAGCCCUCUGCAUCUUCAUCGUCAUCCUCUUCCUCCUCCUCCUCCUCGUGGAGGGUACAGUCUUUCCCUGCGAACUCUAAAACGAGUGCCUCCCGGGUCGAGGUGUGGGACGGUGGGGCGGAAGGCACCGCGGGUCCCGGGGGGGAAGGUGGGGUCCCUUGGGGGCACGAGGAGAAGGGAGUCGCAGCAGCGUCAGGGGCCCAGGGCUGGCCAUCGGGAAACGGGGGUGGCUGUAGGACCCUCGGGGAAUCUCAGGGAGUAUGGGAAGGAGCGACAGGGGAGGAGCUUUCGGUCGAAGAGUGGGGUAAUCCAGGUCGGGGGGCGUCUCCAGAGGACGCAAGUAGUUUGACUGGGUGCGGCAGCGAGGGUGGUGGAGGCAGCAGCAACAGCAACAGCAGCAGCAGGGGCAGCGUUGGAAACACUCCCACCUCCACCUCCGUCACUCCCACAACUGCAACAAGAGCUUGGGACAAUCAGACGGGUGCCAGUGAGGGUGGGGCCGGAGAGGGAGAAGAGUGGGGGGGGCAGGGAAAGGGAGCAGCCAGCGGGGCGUCAACCUCCAGUGGAGGGCGCUCCAGGGCCAGCGGUGGCCAUGGGCACCACCGCUCCUCCCACCCACCACCCAACCCUGAAGUGGCCUUGCAGAACCUACUCCGGCGGACGGACCUGGACCCACGGGUGCUUUCCAAUGUGGGCUGGGGGCAGACCCAGAUCCGGCAGAACGUGGCCUGGGACUUGGAGGAGGGGUGCGACAAGGGCAGUGGCACGGUGAACCCCGCCCCCUAUUCCGCCACUGCCAUCUCAACGACUACUGAUCCAAUGGCAGCGAGCCAGUGCCCUGGAGAUGCCCCCGCAAGAGAUGGAUGGGAUGGAGGGGGUGGGCCCCGCGGUGUCCCAAUGUCUGGGUCGGGAGUGCGAAACCCCGUGGUCCCCCAGGCCACUGGGGGCAGCAUUGGUGGUCCAGGGAAGGGUGUGUGCGGCUGGGGAGGGGUUAGUCCUGGAGAGGGCCAGGGGAAAGGCUGGGGUGAUGAUGGCCCAGAGUGGAGGGAGCACAGGGGUGGCGAAUCUGGGGAGUGGGGAGCCUUCGGGCAACAGGGUACUGUGGCAGGUGUGGGGGGGAGCAGUUGGGGGGGUGGGGCGGAGGAGAAAGGCACAGGAGGGUGGAAGGAUCCAGGGAGGGAGGGGGGCUGGGGACAGAGGGGUGGCAGCGACUGGGCAAAAAGGGAGCUGAAAUCGGAACGGGGUGUCUGGGGGGAGGGUAAGGGUGGGGCAGGGAAUGACCCCGAAGUCGGCUCCUGGGGCAGCUGGGAUGAGGGGGGGUCGAGAAGGGGGUGGGGGAGCGGAGACAAAUCUCACCAAGGGUGGGGGGGCAAGCAGACGCCAAGCAGCCAGGCUACGGCGGUGCCCAAGGGCCCUGUGCAGCACCAACAAUCGCAGCCCCAGCAGGUGGCGCUUCUGGAUGCGGGGGCCACGCAUGGAGCUGGAGCCGGUCGGGGGGGGGCCCCCUCCCAAAGCCAGAACCAAAGCUCCGGCUGGACUUCGGGACCCAUGCCGGCGCUGGCGGGUGGCCCUGGCGAGCGCCCCGAGCCCAGCGGUUGGGAGGAGCCAUCGCCACAGAGUGUCAGCCGGCGCAUGGAAAUCGACGACGGCACGUCGGCCUGGGGCGACCCCAGCCGCUACAGCGGGAAGAGCGUCAACCUGUGGGACCAGAACGGCGCUGCCACCACCGGCCCCCAGCCUCAGGGCCAGCCCCCCGCCCAGCAGCAGCAGCAGCAGCCACCCGCCGGGAGGCCUGGCGGCCGGGAGCCGGGGCACGGCCAGGGCAAGGCGGCGGCUAUGGCUCCAGCAUCGUGGGGAGGUGGGGGUAGCCACAGUGACCCGGCUGUGGACAACGGCACCGCCGCCUGGGGGAAAGCCUCCGAUGGGCCUGCAGCCUGGGGGGACCCGGAAGAUUCCGGAAAGGGCUGGGGGAAUCCGUCCUCCGGUGCGGGGAAGUCCGGCUCCAAGUCUAUGCAAGAAGGCUGGGGAGAGGGGGAGACCUCGGUUAGCGCCUCGCGCCACUCCAGCUGGGAGGAGGAGGAGGAGCCCACCGCCGUAUGGAGCAACGCCGGCUCCCAGGGAAGCAGCUCCUCCUACAACUCUGGGGGCUGGGGGCAAGGCCACGGGGGCAAGAAGGGCAACAGCAAGGUUUCCUUAAAGUCUGGAGGAGAUUCCUGGAUGAAUCCUAUGAACAGACAGUUCUCCAACAUGGGGAUUCUGGGAGAGGAGCCUGGCGGCAGGCCCCUCGAUCUGGCCACCGCUCCUCCCCAGGACAAGAAGCUGGAAGGAGAAAAGCGAGGGAUGAGUCUCGGCGACUACAGCGAGGAGAUGCGCAAGGGAGGCCGUGGAGGCCCAGUCUUCCGUUCAGCCGGGUCCAAAGAGGCUGGGCCUGCUGAUCCUGGGCCUUAUUAUGACAAGGUGGGGGGUCACGGCAUGUUCAGUGGUGGCGGCGGAAUGGCCCAGUCGCGGGGCAUACACCCCAUGAACCCGUCCCCAGGGAUACGAGCACAAGUGCCUCCUCAGUUCCUGACGCCUCAGGUGCCGGGCUCCGUGCUGAAGCAGGUGCCCCCUCCCAGCAGUGGCGUGGGCGGCCUUGGCAUGGGAGGGGUCGGGGGCUUCCCACCCCAGCUAUCCCCCCAGCAUCUGGCUGUGCUGAGUACCAUCUACCCCCAGGUGCAGCAGUUCCACCUGGCUUGUCAGCUGCUCUUGCAGCAACAGCAGCAGCAGCAACAGCAGCAGCAGCUCCUGCAGAACCAGAGGAAGUUCCAGUCCCAGUCGCUGAGGCCGCAGCCAGAUCCCCAGCAGCUGGCGCGGGUCAUGGCUAUCCUCCAGCAGCAGCAACAGCGGCAGCAGCAGGGCCCGGGGUCUGGGGCUGGCUCUAAGCUAUCCCCGUCCCACCUGGGGGGUGGCGCUCCCAAGCAGCCCCUGGCUGAGCCGCCGGGCGCCCCGGGGAUGGUGAGCUCGCUGGCCGACCUGCACUCCAAAGCACAGGCCGGAUAUUCGGGGUUUUCCCCCGGUCCGAACCUGCCGGGGCUGGAGUUGGGCUCCAUGGUGAGCAGCCCCGGGAGUGUGAAGGAGACUGGAGGACAGCACUCUCGUUUUAAGUGGAUGAUGGAGGGACACUCGCCGGCACCCCCGUCCCCUGACCCGACUCUGCACAAGAACGGCCCUAUUUCGGCUCCAGUUAAGCUGCGGGGAGGAUCUCCUUACUACCAGUAUGAUAUGCUGGGGGGUGAAGGCUUUGGGGUGCCCCCUCAGGGCGGCUCUGACAACUGGCAUCGCACUCCAGGAAACAAAAUGAGCUCCAAGUCGGGCAGCUCGAGCUGGCCGCCAGAGUUCCAGCCUGGCGUGCCCUGGAAGGGAAUCCAAAGCGCCGACCCUGAAUCGGACCCGUAUGUGACUCCUGGCAGUGUGCUGGGCUCCUCGGGGGCCUCCAACCUCAGUGACCCCGAGCACCAGUUACUGAGAGACCACACAGGGACCAACCCCUCCCUCGGUACCUUGCUGCCUUCCGCCGGGGCCUGGCCCUACAGUGGCCCAGACAGCCCUGUCAGCAAUGCACACAGCUCAGCAAAGUACGCAGAGUAUAAACCCAGCUGGCCCCCAGAUCCCAUCGGCCCCAACAAGCUGUGGAAGUCUGGCCCCAAGAGCUCCCAGCUGCCCCGCCCCCCUCCCGGCCUGACGGCCCAGAAGCCUCAGUCCCCAUGGGCAGGUGCGGCUCCCAGGCCGCCUAGGGGCUGGGGUGCCCAGGAGAUGAGAUACAACCAAGGCUCUGCAUGGAGUGAUGCUGGAGCUUCGAGGGGCAGCUGCUGGCUGGUGCUGAGCAACCUCACCCCCCAGAUCGACGGCUCCACUCUCCGUACAAUCUGUAUGCAGCAUGGCCCCCUGCUGACCUUUCACCUCGGACUGACCCAGGGCAGCGCUCUGAUUUGCUACAGCAGCAGACAGGAAGCAGCCAAGGCCCAGAGUGCACUGCACAUGUGUGUCCUGGGCAAUACCACAAUCCUGGCAGAAUUUGUUAGUGAGGAAGAAGUCAGCCGGUAUUUUGCACAUUCCCAGGGGGGAGGGAGCGGGAGUGGAAGCGGGGCUGGGUCCGGGGUGGGUCAAGGCCCAAUGGGCACCGGCACAACGGGGGCCGGCGGCCGAGGGAGCCCCCCAGGAAGCGAACGAGCGGCCGGAGGCAACGGCAAUGGCGGCAGUGCUGGCCCUCCUACCUCCGGCUGGCAGGGUUUGGACGAUACAGGCAGCUCGCCGGACGCCCCUUCUGCCCAAGGUCCCGGGAUGGGUAUCUUCACCCAGUGGAGCAGUAACGGGGGCCCUAUUGGGGGGACAGGGGUUGGGGUUGGUGUGGAGGCCAUGGAACCAGGCAGGGCUGGGCUCUGGGGAGGCAUGACCCCAGGCUACCCUGGGGGCAGCAGCCUCUGGGGGGCACCGCAGAUGGAGGACAGGCACCAGAUGGACAGCCCGGCUGCACUGUUGCCCGGCGACCUUCUUGGGGGUGGGGCCGAUUCCAUCUGAGAAGCACGCGUGCAUUUUUUUUUCUUUUCCCAUCCAAAACCAUCAUUGUGGCGUGCAAUGUAAAUUGCAGGAAGUGACACACAGGGCGGUACUUGUGCAGACAUGCGUUCACACGCCUAGAUGUAUUCCACCAAAAAACCUAAUCAAAAAAAAAAAAAAACCAAGAUGUAGACUGUGAGGCACCUAUGUGAGGCCUUUCUCUUAAAUGAAGACUAAACUGCAAGACUUGACCAGAAGGAGAACUAGGUGAUCUGAGAUGCUGAAUCUCAGCUUGAUAAGACCUAAACUGAAGCUGGAUUGAAACCAUAUAUGCACACACACGCACACGCAGACCGAAGCUCAGACAGGUGGAUGUGCUAGUCGCCACACGUGAUUGGACGACCAUAUACAAUCUGUAAAUCCCUGCAAAUUCAGGCAGAUUGUAUCUCACACAGACAUACACACACUGCUCUGAUGUUUUACAGAUUUUUUAUUUUUUUUUUCCUACUUUCGGAUGGUGGAAUCCAGAAACGAUGUCAUCCUUCCCUUCAAAUGCUGACCUCGUUUUCUUGUUCAGUCAUCGUUCGUUGUCUUUAUUAUGAUGACUUAUUUUGCUAUGCGAGGCACUCGUGACUUUGUGUGUGCGUGCGUGCGCGUGUGCAUUAGUGUUAGUGAAUCGUGUGGAAGCUGUUAGUGCAUGAGUGGGUGACCAAAUCCAGGGUGUUUUGUCUGAUGUUCAUGAGACAGAACAUGGUGUGUGUGUGUGUGUUUGUUCGCGCUGCUCGUUUGUGGUCGUUCCUCGAGUGACUGGUGAGAGGGUGCACGAGGCAGCUUACAUUUAAGUGUUAUAAACAUUUUGGAGUGGGCUUGGUAAAUGUAUGCAGAGUAUAUGUGGGUGUGUGUCUAGGUCACACAUUCGACACCAUUGGCACUAAUUAAUCUUUUUUGCUUUGGUUUUUAGCGGCAGUUUUGUCUGAAUUGCAGUAAUAAUAUUAAUAAAGAAACGCAAACAACCGAAAGGCAUAGAUAUUGAAAAAUGCCAAAUCUUUACCUAGUGGAGCUGGACGGGUGUUUACAAAUGCCUAAAAAAGUAUAUGUGUGUGUGUGUGUGUGUUUGUUUGUUUUUCCCCUUUCUUAUAGUUUAAAUACAAGACAGGCUUUAACACUCCUGUUUGUGUGUUUCUUACAAAAGAAGUAAUUUAACAAAGCAAGUAGAAUGAAGCAGUGUUUCUCAAUCCAGUCCUCGGGAACCCCCAGAAAGUCCAUGUUUUUGCUCCUUCCCAGCUCGUACUGAGGGUCCCUGAGGACCAGGUCGGGAGACCCUGGCAUAAAGUAGUCUCCUGUCCUAUGGUUUUGUAUCCUCCUUCUGAGGGAGCAGGAUUUAUGUUUACAAUUCAGUCCAUUUAGCUGUUCAUAAUCAGAGGUGCACUUCUAGACAAUUCGCUACACUCGCGAUUCGCGGCGUUCUGAUUGUCAUUCUUGUUUUAGUUGCUACUGACUGUAUCCCUAUCGCUAUCCUGGAAGCUUGCCCCCCCCCUCCCCCCUCCCCAUGUGUAGUCUGUUUGCCCUGUUCUUUGUUAAAAGAACCACUGAUGUACCAGCUGUUACCUUUACUUUGUAUUUUAUUUUUUAACUUCUGCAGGAUCCCUUUUAUGUACACUGACUUUGAGUUGUUUCCUUGCCAUUACUUGACCACACUUGUAUUGAGAGCAUAAGGUAAUAAGGUACCGGCUUAAGCUGCCCAUACCCAAGCACUACCAGGGCGCUGUGACAGAAGUUUGACUUGCUUGACUAUCAGAUCAUUUUUGCAUUGCUGCCUUUGCAGGUGGGGGCCUUAUCACAAUCCACCAGUUACUGUAAUGGUGUCGUCCCUCAUUAUCUCCCCCCCCCCCCCCCCUCCCCCCCAAGCUCAUGAGUCUCCUGUGAAACGGACUGUCUCAGGUAGGUUAGCCUGCAGGGGAAAGCUCAAGAGUCUGAGCCUCUCGCGCCCCACACCGGCCCGGGAGGGUUACGGCGGAGUGCUCUCCGGGGUCUAUGGGCAGUGCUGGACACGGCACGCAUUACCGGGUAUUAAAUUCAGGGCAUAGCAGCAGCCCCAGCGUAGGUUAACGUUAAAGUAUCCCUCGGCCUGUGACACUGGUUUUGCACAGAUCCUCUGUGAUAUUGGCGUCAGCCUGUAAUGUAGCCAGUAAAAGCACUCUUCCAUUUCAGUCAAACCAAACUAGGCCUUGACCCGACUGCCCUGUUGGCUGCGAGAGUCCGAGCAGCUGGAGAGCAUCUGUUUAGCGCUUGUUCGUUAGAAAGGGUUACCUGACGUUGACACCUAAAAUAAAGGCUGGAACUUUG